Oncorhynchus tshawytscha (Chinook salmon) is the source of this 4797-nucleotide messenger RNA. RefSeq names its product reticulophagy regulator 1 (gene retreg1). NCBI's taxonomy places the organism in Eukaryota, Metazoa, Chordata, Actinopteri, Salmoniformes, Salmonidae. Gene Ontology annotation, cellular component: endoplasmic reticulum membrane. The record is from RefSeq and is a predicted model, not a curated record. The transcript is spliced from 9 exons. The coding region runs from base 100 to 1431 and encodes 443 amino acids. Gene Ontology annotation, biological process: reticulophagy; negative regulation of neuron apoptotic process.
CCUCUCCCACGUCAGACUCGACACGAGGAUGCUGCCGUAGUGGCGGGGCCGGAGGCUGCAGCUGUGAGUCUGGCCAGGGCUAGACACUCAGGUGGGGCGAUGGCGGCGGCUGGGCACGAGGAAGAGCAGGCUGUUAUAGCGGACUGUCGCAUUUCAAACGUGAUCAACUGGAAUAAACCUUUUAGGACCACGACACUCUUUGCUGCCACCACUGCUGUGUACUGGUUUGUGGCCCUCAGUUCCUAUAGAGCGUACUGUCUUCUUGCCCUUUCCUUGGCUCUGAUGGGGACAGUGCUGCUUGUUAAAGAUGUGGCUCUCUCCAGAUGUGUCUCUUUCUCUAAAGGGGCCCACUUAUGGAGCAGUAUGACUGUAAGCUGGGAGAUCAUUGAUGCGGGCCAGGACAGCAGAUCUGGAGCUGGGCUACAGGUCACAGACUCCUGGACGAGCUUCAAGCUCUUUCUGCAGGAGACCUCCUCCUUCAAGCAGCAGAAUCCAGGCAAGUUUUGCUUGCUGGUCUGCAGUUUGUGCACCUUUUUGGCUGUCUUAGGCCGCUACAUUCCAGGUGUUCUCAUCUUAUAUGUUUUAGUGCUGGGCGUCUUCCUGUGGCCACUGAUGACAGCGCAUGACUUUGGAUUGUGGAUGAAGCCAGUUCUGCAGAAGCUGGACUUCGGACUGGAAAGAUUCCUUCAGAAAAUCAGAGAGAAUCAUGAAAAGAGACUCCUUCUGGCACAAGCUGACCGGGAGAGUAUUGAAGCCGAUCUGUCCUCUCUUUUCCCCAAGUUGGACUCCACAGUUUGUAAGGAGAUGUCGAUAUCGGAUACAGAGGCCUCUGAUGUGACGUGGACAGACAACGGAACAUUUAACCUGUCUGAGGGACAUACGCCCCAGACUGAGAACUCAGAUGACCUAGACAGAGAAGAACUAUUCAUAGGGGGCCUCCCGGAAUUCCCCUCCUUGGACAACGGCACCAAUGGGGAGGACGAUGACGACCUGAGCAUCGGCCUACCCACCCCCCCUCCCCAACCCCAGCACAGCAGAGCCAAGGGGGGGUCCGUGCCCCCGCUCCAGGGGGACCCUUCCACCCAGGCCAUGGAGUUUGUCCACAAGAUGGCAGGCAAUGUCAUUGCAGCCGCCGCCACCGCUGUCAUUCAGGAGAGGCUGGAGGCCGCCAUCGGUAGCACCAUACCCACAGACCCCCACCCCAGGUCCCUGCUGUUCCCCAACCCCACGACACUGCUGCCCCUGGACCUGGCAGAGGAGUCGUCAUCGGACAGCGAUGUGGAGGAAUUUGAGCUGCUGGACCAGUCUGAGCUGGAGCAGCUGGAAGGGGAGCUGGGCCUUGGGGCGAGCGCAGCAGUGGCAGCCAAAGAGCCCAAAAAAUCAUUGUCAUCUUCCAGUGGCUUCUUUUCAAAACUCCUGGGCCGCCAUUGAUUAGAGCAGGGGUGUCAGGAGGAUGUGGUGCAGGUCUAGUAGGGGGUUAGAGGGUAGAGGGCACGUGGAGACAGAGAGAGGCCUUGUUUGGGAGGUGGUGGGUGGGGAGGUUAGGGGUGCAGAGACUGGGGGUUUGGCGAAACAAUAUGGUGUUGCAUUCUUUUUCCAGUUGUCCUAAUAAUGAAUUCUCCUGCAUUACAUGAUCGAUAUGUUCGAGAGCGAGAGGAAGGGGGUGUUCAGCAAGUAUGAUGCUAUAUGGAGAUUGGAGAUGUCAGGGGGCUGUGUUGGUGUGGUGAGAGUGACUUUUAUUUAACAAUUUUCACAUCAUCAACCUGUAGUAAAGUUAUGGGUAGCAAUGGAAUGGAAUGUGGUGGUGUUUCUGAUUUGCUGCCAAAAGGACUAAAUUUGUGUUUUGUUGGUUAAUUUCUUCAACAGAUGAUCAGGUCUAUAUAAUUAUCAAACAUACAUUAGUAAUGGAAAGGAAACACAGUCUUUGUUUAAGUAUUAAAAUACUAAUUUUAGUAAUACAAUUGUAGGCAGAAGUUGAUGGAGAGUACAUAUAUGAUAGUUCUCCCCAAGUUCUGCAAAGUGUCUAAGAUAUCCUGUAACUCAUAGCCUCCCCAAUCCCCCUUACAUAACUUUCCCCAGCAACAACAUUUUAAUAAAUCUAACCUCCCCUCUGACAGCAGGAACCAUCUUAUCAGCAAGUAAAAUCUCAGAAGUGGGUUUGACCAAAACUUGAUCUUUCAUCACAAGUAUAGAGUCAUAACAAUGUGAACGAGUGUAAGCAUCUUCUGACAAGGGACUGGUUUCAUCAGGUCUGUGGCAGCCUUGUGUUCUCAGAAAACCAGAUAACCACGGUGGGAUCCAGAUAGGAGGAGUCUGAACGUAGACGCCUUCUGAUAGUGUCUGAAGGGAACAACACUCAAAACAGGUGUUAACACACACACACAGGUCUCCUGAGGAGACCUUACAAUUUAUCAUAACAUAAUUUAAUGAAACCCUAUUAAAGGUAUGAGGCCUUGGUUUAACCUUCUUUAGUUUCAAGAUUCAUACACUGCCCGAUUGGGCCCAUUCCAUCACCCAUUAAUCUACAGUACAGCUUAAUUCGACCAGACCUACGACAACGAUGACAAUCAUCUGUGCUAACAAUGGAACCAAUUGUUCAAACCCAUACUGUUUGUGCAUCUUGGUUCUUACUGAAGCACAAGUAAAGUAACAAAUCCUAUAGUUAACUGGAACAUACAACGAUGGGAUGACAGAUAAUAGUACAUUUAUAUUUUGUAUAAUUUUUUUUCUUUUUCUAAUUUUGUAUAUUGUUCAUGAAGCCAUAAUAUAGGUGAGGGACUUCACAUUUUACGACAUGCAAUAGGUCUCACGAUAUUAUGCAUGGUAAUCUUUUGACGUUUAACGGAUGUUCAGUAACACUUUUCUAAAAGAGAUAUUCCUCUCAAAUCUAACAUACAACCUUAUAUUUUGAGUGGAACAUCCUGUUAAAGUUCAUUGUCUGGGAUGCUGACAAAUGACUGACACAAGAAUGUUGUAAUUUCUCUUUGAAAAUUGUGUGACAAACCAUUUAUAAGUUCAUUGGGCACUGACUUUUUUUCCUGUCAAUGUUUCCUUGUCUGGUGACUUUGUCAGGAUAAAGUAAUUGAACUGAAAUAGCACUUGAUUCAUUCUGCUUGUGAAUGUUUCAUCAGUUGUCACAAACUAGUGUUAUGUCAGUGUUGUGACAGAAUCCAUGUCAGUCAGGUAGCAGUAUUAUAAAGCUGUUAUAGCUCUCUACACUUCAAGCAAAGUGUUGCUCCACAUUUUAUUUGUACUUGUACCUUAUUAUUUGACAAUGCAACUAGGCACUUGGGACAUAAUCACUUAGUAGUGACAGUUUUAAACUUCAUGCAAAAAGAAUGUAAGAUCUCUUUCGUUGGACAUGAAAGAUUCACCAUAACAGCUUGCACGGUACAUUAUUGAGGUUGUCUGCCGAUCGCAAAGAGGUCAUUUAGAAAAUUCACCCCAAAAUGUUUAGGUGGGGAUAUGCACCUGCAAGUUGCCAUUGUUACUGUGUAAUUUGUUUGAAGUUAGUGUUCGCCUUCUUCAGUAAAGUUGAAGGGCUAACUGAGCUCAAUAUGUCAUAAGGAAUUGACCAGGCACACAAAUUGGGGAAAACAAACAUUAUUUCCUAUUGACCCCCAUUGUAAAAGAGCCAACUUCGUCAUAGAUUUUUUUGUUGUGUCGAAAAGCUGUAACCAGGUCAAAAAUCCCGACCUACGGUUCGCAAUGCUCCCAUGUAGGAAAAUAGAGCCUGGGAGAAGAGCCCUUUGGCUUCAGGCUAUUCGGCAUCGGAGAGUGGGAAAUUGUGGGGACCCGGUAUCAAAGUAGUCUACACGUAGCUAUGUGUGUGGAAAACACUUAAUGACAGAUAUAGACAUUUAACUUGAUUAGUAUAGUCUGUUUGUAGCUACUUGUAGCUGUAUAGUCCAUUUGUUUGCGUUUUUGGUAUUGGCUAGCUUAAUGUUUCGGUCGUAGCUAGCUAGCACUCACUCUCACGUGGCUGCUAGCACCAUAAUGAAAAGGGGCAUGAAGGAAUUCCUAUAAUAUGCUCUUCUAAGUAGUGAGAAUGCUCGGUGAGCAGGCAAUGUUAAAAAUAAAUCUUUAGACGUACUUUUCUUAAAUGUAGUUUUGUAAUUGACUAAAACAAGCAGACAACAAGAGAAAGGUCAAGUUGUUGCUGUGAGCCAAUGGGGUAACCACAGGUUUUUUUGCCAACAGGCAGGCAGGGCCUGCUGCGUUCUAUCUAAUACCGACUGGGACUAUCCAAACGAAAUAAUAAAAGUUAUCAGACCAGGCUUGUGUUUCCGAUGAUUGACAAGGGUAGGAGGUACAUCCUGGGGGAAAAUAUAUUUCAUAUUGCGCAACACUUAAUUGAUUAUUGAAUAUGCCAAUAAUAAACCCCUGUGCUAAAAACAAGAUUGACAACGUGUAAUAACCAUUAAUUCUUGAUUCUCCAUCAUUAUAGCCUGCCUUUUUCUAAAUAUAUGCUAUGACUGUCAAGACAAAUAUAUGCAUUUUACACCACGGAAUAUGAACAUAUAGCAUAUAAUCAGGAGUUUAAACAAGCCAUUUAUUGAUUAACAAUAGCCAUGAGUUAUUAUGCAUUCUGUUCGCUAUCAUGGCAGUAUGUGAUUGCCUUACAGUGACAAAUCCACUGAACUGUGUCUUCUUUAAACUGCUCAAUAGUUUCUUCACAUUAGAAAGAUCAUCUUACACACUUGUGAGUUGUUAGUUAUUUGUCUGAAGUGAAGCAUAAGCAAAAUGUAGUUGUAUGUAAAUGAUCAAGAAUAUUAUUAAUAAAGUGUGAAAAUGUAA